This is a messenger RNA of Cydia pomonella (codling moth), 3438 nucleotides long. RefSeq lists its product as uncharacterized. The transcript has 5 exons. The record is from RefSeq and is a predicted model, not a curated record. Lineage: Eukaryota; Metazoa; Arthropoda; Insecta; Lepidoptera; Tortricidae. Bases 412 to 1767 code for a protein of 451 amino acids.
GAUCUACCUAACGUGCAAUUUAUUCAAUAAAUUACCAAAGAAAGCCACAAAGCGGCGUGAGGUGUACCUUAAAUACUUUCGAUCUAUUUGCGUCAUUGCGUACAUGUUGCGUACACAACUAAAAUAUGGAAGUAGAGGCAAGGAACAGGGGGCCUACCGCGAAAACCGAAAUUCGCAAAUUGUGGGGAUCUUUCUCUUUUACUCUCACUAAGACUCUGAUUGAGUGACAGAGAUAAAUGCCCAUAAUUGAUUAACUUCGAUUUUCGCGGUUAUAGCCCGGAUAUCCACAAAACGAACAUAUGUCAGUCAGAUGUCAGUAAACUAAACAAACGUCAUUUCAAAAAUAAACUCAUUCACAUCACAUCUUAUUUAUUAGAACAGAAUCGCUUGUUUAUACUCUUCUAACUAAAAAUGAAGAUACCAUUGUUAGUAACGAUUUGUAUGUGUUGUUACCCACUUGAAACUGUACAGCAAGAAGGACCAGACCCUUGGCACAAUAAAAAUGACGCAAUACUUCAACAAAAUGAGAAUAUUGAUGUUACACCUGAUCUAAGGAUGUCUUUGCCUCAGGUUAGGCCUACAGAAUCCGCAAGUACAGGGAUGAGAGACUGGUUCUUUAAACGAAUGCUAGCCAUUAUAUUAAAAGGAGGGCAAUAUAAAAAAAAUGAAGACAACUCAGUUGAAGUUUCAGUUCAAAUGCGAUUUGACGAGAGUCAAUGGACCACUUUAAAUGAUUACCUAAAUCCAAAUGUAGGUCUAUCUGAGGAAAUAUUCCGUCGAUCAGUGGGAUAUGUGGAGAAUGCCAUUUACAAGCCUAGUGUUUCCGAAAGAAUAGUUAUGGCGUGGAAUGAUUACAUCCAAUUUUAUUUGGUGGAAUAUAAGAUGGAAAUCACAAUGGCGUUUGGAAUAUUAGCAGCUGCUGGUGCAAUGAUGUGGCUGUGGAAUCAUAUGUCCCAUAGACACUUCAAGAUUAUUGUUUUUAUUGCAUUAUAUUUAUAUGAAGUAUUUCUUUCAUACAAAGAGGCUGAGCAACACGAAUUUGAUCGCUACAUGUCAGCAAUUAAUAAAUGUAAAUGGUAUUUCUGGUCCUCUACCUGUGAUGUGCCACCUCCCGAUCCUAUAAAGUUCUUGAAAUAUAUGAACCCAUUGAAAAUCGGUGUGAGGAUGUUUACUACAAUUAUAUCUGAGCCUAUGAUCACUAUAAGUGCUACAGUGCAGACUAUAAUACAUGGGAUAACAGAUGGCAUGUGGUUUCCCCUGAAUGUAAUAAUGACAGGUUUAUUAACUGUAGCUUUUACUGUUAUAUUAGUUGUUCUUCUUGUGAUGAUAGUAUUUACGUAUAUACUUAACAUUCCCUUUAAUCUUAGUUUUCUAUGUGGUUUAUUUAGCAUUGGCGUGAAUGAAAAACGUGGUAGGACUAAUACAAGUAACGUAAGCGAUAAUCAGCUACCUAGCAUAGAUGCUGGUGGAGAUCGGAUAAGCAGCGCCACUCUAGAUAGGAUAUUAGAUGUAUGUACGCGGGCACUUACGAGUGCACAAAUUAAUAAUACAAGUUCUGCUCAAAUCCCACGAAUCCAGGCUGCAAGACCUAGUAUUAGUAAUGGAACAAUACCAAUAACUUCUUUAAAGAGGUCUUCUAGCACUGGACGAUUGCAAGAGUAUAAAUCUUAUAAUCAUGAUUUUGAACUGUCUACAAUAGAUUCUGCAGUUAGAAAAAGAAAUCAUGGGAAUACAAGAUUAAAUGAUGGCAGUGGUGAUGCAUUUUAAAAUGCACGGACCGAACUGAGUAGAACUAGAAGCUUUGUGGGAAUCAAAUUCCGUUUGAUAUUAAAAUAUGCACAGGGUCGUAGACGGGGAAUGCCUUCAAAUACAUGUAGACCGAAAAAAAACGGUUUUUUAGAUCAUAACUAACACCAAGUUUUUUUCACCAUACUACAGGUACCCAACUUCAAAAUUCAUUUCUAGUUACGGCCCUGUUUUGUAGAAUAAGGCAGGUAUAAUAUAAUCAUGUUCGACUAACUCUGUGAUAUUUUUGAAUUGAAAUUGAAUCGUUAUUUAUGUUGGCUUUUUACCAGUAAUAUGUAAAUAAUGACUAGGUUUAUUUUUGGAUGAAAUGUAGUAUAAGGUGCAAUUUUUUACGUUUCUGUUUAUGGUUGAGUUUUAGCGGAAAAAGGUAAAAAGGAGGCUGUUGUGCUUGCAAGUAUAUUUAUCAUCAUUUUCAUAAAUAUGUGCACAGUACAGAUCUAGCAAAUAUACGGCUCGCGCCUUGCGUGCGCUCUGCAUGCGUGCAUAGUACAGUUAGUUUUAACAGUUUACGCGCCUAAUUGGCACAACUCGUAUAACACGCCACCAGUGGCGGAUUUGCCCUAAGGCCAAGUAGGCUCGGGCCUAGGGCGGCAAGACAUUAGGGGCGGCAGCAAGGCGGCAGUCUAUAUGAUGGGUGCUGAGAAAGGGGCGGCCAACACUGCAAAUCCGCCACUGCACGCCACCAGAUGCAGACGGGCUGGCAGCCCUGCAAACGAGCAGUGCGCCAUGACGCACGAGUAGGAGGCCAAUUCGAACGUACACUUGAAUAGCAAAAUUAUAUCAUUUAGUUAUCAUUCGUGCAUGCAUUUCGCUCGGGCGAGCGGGCGGGCUCAGCGAGACGCACGGGCGAAUAAGAACAAAAUGACAUCAUUUAGAUGUGAAAAUGUAAGUUUGAAUUAGCCUUCUGCUCGAAAUUGACCGUACUACGUAAUGCACAAGUGCAGCCGCGAUUCAAGCUUUCGCUGGACUUGGACGCAACAAGAAUCUGAUUAUAUAAUUCCAGACUUAGUGAACAGAAUAAAAUUGAAAAAAAAAUGUAUGCAGCAUUUCAGAUGGACGUUAAUAACUUCCCUUAGGCAAUAAAUAUCUAUUAGGUCGUUUUUCAGCACUUUUCAUUGAUAAUCUACUCUAACCUCCUAAGACCCUGAGUAUAAAUUUUUGUACUUAUUCCAAAAUCUAUUUUGAACUUUUAUUGUGUAACUAAGGAUUCCAAAUUCAAAAACAAAACAAUUGCUUCUGGGUCUCAGGAGACUAUAGCGAAACGAAUCUUGUAACUCGAUAAUGACUAUAGUCGCCCCGAGCACCAUUAGCACUAAUUAGAUAAUAUGUAGGUACUUAUAUUUAAAAUCUGACUAACUGUUUUUGGUAGUAAUUUAUUGUAAUUUAUUAUAGCUAUGUUAUGAUUCAAUUCUUAUAUUCCUAUGUGUCAUGUCUGGUGUAUACUGUAAGUGACAUUAUAAAAAUAAAUAAAUAAAUGUUUUUAACCCAAUUCAGCGCUAAUCACGACGUUGUUUUGCCUCUACAUUCCGGGAAAACUAUGUUAUCAGCUACGACGUAGCGCUACGCCCGUAGCUCAGCGGUGAAUGUGUAAUGAUAUUUUUGUAAACUUUAAUAAAGUCCUAGUCAAUAUAA